Molecule: messenger RNA, 1521 nt
Organism: Procambarus clarkii (red swamp crayfish)
Lineage: Eukaryota; Metazoa; Arthropoda; Malacostraca; Decapoda; Cambaridae
Source: RefSeq, a predicted model, not a curated record
AUGGUAAAGGACUUAUAUUGCUGGGACAACUGCAGCGUGGUAAACGAGGUGGCGCGACCACAAGGGGCGGAGGGCUACGGCCAGGGUCACUAUACGGGUGGGAAGGCCAUACUGGAUGGCCAGUAUGGCCUCGAUAGCAACAUCCACCAUGAGGACAAAUGGUUCCAGACACGGCCUGCUCCGGGCCACGGCCUGCUACAGACCACGGCCUGCUCCAGACCACAGCCUGCUACAGACCACGGCCUGCUCCAGACCACAGCCUGCUACAGACCACGGCCUGCUCCAGACCACACCCUGCUCCGGGCCACGGCCUGCUACAGACCACAGCCUGCUACAGACCACAGCCUGCUACAGACCACAGUCUGCUACAGACCACAGCCUGCUCCGGGCCACGGCCUGCUACAGACCACAGCCUGCUCCGGGCCACGGCCUGCUACAGACCACAGCCUGCUCCGGGCCACGGCCUGCUACAGACCACAGCCUGCUCCGGGCCACGGCCUGCUACAGACCACAGCCUGCUACAGACCACAGCCUGCUACAGACCACAGUCUGCUACAGACCACAGCCUGCUCCGGGCCACGGCCUGCUCCGGGCCACGGCCUGCUACAGACCACAGCCUGCUCCAGACCACAGCCUGCUCCAGACCACAGCCUGCUCCAGACCACAGCCUGCUCCAGACCACAGCCUGCUCCAGACCACAGCCUGCUACAGACCACAGCCUGCUACAGACCACAGCCUGCUCCAGACCACAGCCUGCUACAGACCACAACCUGCUACAGACCACAGCCUGCUACAGACCACAGCCUGCUACAGACCACAGCCUGCUCCAGACCACAGCCUGCUCCAGACCACAGCCUGCUCCAGACCACAGCCUGCUCCAGACCACAGCCUGCUCCAGACCACAACCUGCUCCAGACCACAACCUGUUCCAGACCACAACCUGCUCCAGACCACAGCCUCCUCCAGACCACAGCCUGCUCCAGACCACAGCCUGCUCCAGACCACAGCCUGCUCCAGACCACAGCCUGCUACAGACCACAGCCUGCUACAGACCACAGCCUGCUACAGACCACAGCCUGCUACAGACCACAGCCUGCUACAGACCACAGCCUGCUACAGACCACAGCCUGCUACAGACCACAGCCUGCUCCAGACCACAGCCUGCUCCAGACCACAGCCUGCUCCAGACCACAGCCUGCUCCAGACCACAGCCUGCUACAGACCACAGCCUGCUCCAGACCACAGCCUGCUCCAGACCACAGCCUGCUCCAGACCACAGCCUGCUCCAGACCACAGCCUGCUCCAGACCACAGCCUGCUACAGACCACAGCCUGCUACAGACCACAGCCUGCUACAGACCACAGCCUGCUACAGACCACAGCCUGCUACAGACCACAGCCUGCUACAGACCACAGCCUGCUACAGACCACAGCCUGCUACAGACCUCAGCCUGCUACAGACCACAGCCUGCUCCAGACCACAGCCUGCCCGAGCCAGGUCAGAGAGCAGGGCCGACCAUAG